AUCAAAAAGAGAAAGAGGCGGAGCCACAUCUAGCAAUACUAAAUACUGAAGAAAAGUAGAGCAGAGUCUGUCUGCUAUUGCGUUUGAGUUAAGCAGUACGAGUUGCGUUAAACUACGACGUCUGAUUUAGGAGUUGUUACAGCAAGAUACCAAACAAUUUCGACGUGAUAAACACAGUCGUUCUCUUUUUUUCGAAAUCAAAUAAAGUGUGCAUUUCACGAUGGUGAAGGUUUCUUUUAAUUCCUCCCUCGGGCAGAAGGAAGUGAAAAAGGACUGCGAAACCCUCAUUACCGAGGACAAGGAUCCGGAGGUGGCUCUGCCAGUGCGUCAGCAGUCCAAGGCCUGGUGCUGGUGCGUGUGCCUGGGCUUGGCCCUGAUGCUGUCUGGCGUGGUUGUGGGAGGGGCCUACCUUUACAGGUACUACAUCCUGGAGGAGGGCAGGGUGUUUGUGUGUGGGGUGAAGUACCGUGAGGAGGACAUUGUGAAGUACCAUGAGGAGACAAUGAUGAUCCAGGAGGAGGAGGAUGUGGAGCUGGACCUGCCCUCCAGCUUCAAGAUGAUCCAGGAGAACAUCCGCAUACUGGCGGACCAGGAUGUGGCUCUCAUCAACAUACCCGUGCCCGAGUUCGAAGACGGCGACCCCGCCGACAUCGUCCACGACUUCCACAGGAGACUGACUGCCUACCUGGACCUGUUCCUGAACAAGUGCUAUGUCAUCCCCCUCAACACGUCCAUCGUCAUGCCUCCCAAUGACUUCCUGGAGCUUUUGGUCAACAUCAAGGCUGGUGCCUACAUGCCCCAGUCCUACCUGGUCCAUGAGGAGAUGGUGGUGACAGAGCGCCUGGACAACGUGGAACAACUGGGAUUCUUCAUCAACAACCUCUGCCAGGGCAAGGACACCUAUAAGCUUCAGCGCAGAGACAGGAUCCUGGGUAUGCAGAAGCGUGAAGCUCUCAACUGCCACAAGAUCCGUCACUUUGAGAGCAAAUUUGUGGUGGAGACCUUGAUCUGUGAGCCCUAGUGACGUCUCCGUGGGCAAAGUGUGACAUCGUCUCUGUACAACCUCUUCAUUUCACUGGGAGCGCAGUUGGAGAUUUGCAAUCCUCACUUUCUGUUUUAAAUUUUCCCAUUUUGUUUUUCUACAUCAGGUAGUUGUGUGUGUGAUCAUUUUUAUGUGAAAUGGGGGAAUUUUGUCUCUGCUUAAAAUCUGUCAAUCAGUUCCGUGUUUUUUUUUCUUCAUUAUACAGGGAUGCAAUUAUUCGAUAGAGGGUUUCUAUUUUUUGGAGGAUAUAUUCAACGGCGGGACUGCUAGUUUUUCAAAAAUGUAAACCUCACUGAUGAUUUUGAGAUCUAUGUUAAGAUUUGAUAAUCUAAGUAAUCAAAGUAAUCAAACUGGGAUUAAGGGGCUUGAAGCAGAUCAUGUAUGGUAUAGUCAGAUUUUCUGAAACCGAGUCUAAUUUGUAUUUUUGAAUACAGAAACAAAUGUGCAAAGGCAUAGCAAAUGUAUAAUUUUGUACCACUGAACCUGGUUUAGAAGGGAAUAGUCCAGGGUGUUUUAUAGAUUUUACAUUUUCUGUUGAAACUGUUAAGAUUUCUUAACUGGAAAACAUCUUAAAAUAAGUGUGGAUAAAUGUUUUUAUUUCAUCUAGCUUUAAGAAUAGAUAAAUAUCAAGAUAGUUGUCUAUAUAAUUCAAAUCAGUUAUUUUUUUCUCAUACAACAAAGGAAAACACACUUUUUUUAUUUUGGAAUCAAAAUAUUUAGUUUAAGUUCUUUGUUUUUUUUCGAUAACUCCAUCUAUAUUACUAAUUUGUAUAUAACCUCUGUAAAGAUAUGACCAACACCACAAUAAAUCUUAAACCAGUACUACAGA
Salvelinus fontinalis (brook trout) is the source of this 1871-nucleotide messenger RNA. Its product is annotated as integral membrane protein 2B-like. The transcript has 6 exons. Gene Ontology annotation, cellular component: extracellular exosome; Golgi apparatus; plasma membrane. Lineage: Eukaryota; Metazoa; Chordata; Actinopteri; Salmoniformes; Salmonidae. Gene Ontology annotation, molecular function: amyloid-beta binding. Gene Ontology annotation, biological process: negative regulation of amyloid precursor protein biosynthetic process. Bases 221 to 1021 code for a protein of 266 amino acids. The record is from RefSeq and is a predicted model, not a curated record.